CAGUCAGGAGACUUCCAAUGGGACAUCUGUGGAAGUUUGUCAGAGUGUUUGGUGACAAGCCAAACUUCUUUCACCUAAGAAAGUAAAGAUGCUGGCGCGGCUUCCUCGUGAUCGCUUCUUAAGGGAAUGCAAUUUCCUCAGCCCAGUACAUCACGGGCACAUCCCUCCCCACCGUCGGGAGUAUCUACAGGAGGGGCUGCCUCAAGAAGGCAACGUCCGUCGUCAGAGAUCCCGCCACCCUCCGGGCCGUGCCGUCUCCUCGCAGCUCCCGUCGGGCAGGAGGUACAGAAGCCUGAAGUCCCCACACCACCAGCGCAGAAAACCUGCAGCCCCAAGCAGUUCGUCUGCAAGGACGGCAUAACGUGUAUAUCGAAAGGCUGGAGGUGUGACGGAGAGAAGGACUGUCCCGACGGUUCCGACGAAACAGCGGACGUCUGUCCGCAUCAAUCUGCCUUCAAGUGCGCUGUGAAUGAAUACCAGUGUCUUGGGAUGGAGCUCUGUAUCCCGAUGAGCAAGCUGUGUGAUGGGGUUCGAGACUGCUCGGAUGGCUACGAUGAAGGACCUCAUUGCAGAGACGGUGCCGAGAACUGUACCAGGAUCGGCUGCCAGCAUCGAUGCGCGGUCACGCACACCGGAGCGGUCUGCUACUGCAACAACUCGUUCGCCUUGGCCGAGGACGGAACGACUUGCAAGGAUUUCGACGAAUGUUCCAUCUAUGGGACCUGCAGCCAGACCUGCACCAACACAGAGGGCUCCUACACCUGCAGCUGUGUCGAAGGAUACCUUCUCCAGCCCGAUAACAAGUCCUGCAAAGCAAAAAACGAACCGGUAGAUCGGCCCCCGGUCCUCCUCAUUGCCAACUCCCAGACCAUCAUCGCUAGCAACCUCCAAGGGGUCAGCAUCAGUUUCAUCAACCCGGUCAGGACCAAGCAGACCACCGCCAUGGACUUCAUCUACGCCAAGGAGACCGUGUGCUGGGUCCACGUGGGAGACACGGCCUCCGAGUCUCAGCUCAAGUGCGCCAAGAUCACCAACCUCAAGGGCUUCUCGGAAGAGCGGGUCAUCAACAUCACCCUCAGCGUCCACCAUGUGGAGCAGAUGGCCAUUGACUGGCUGACGGGGAACUUCUACUUUGUGGACGAUGUGGACGACCGUAUCUUUGUCUGCAACGAGGGUGGGGACACCUGCGUCAUUCUGCUGGAUUUGGAGCUGUACAACCCCAAGAGUAUCGCCCUGGAUCCAACCAUGGGAAAGGUGUUCUUCACGGACUACGGACAGAUUCCGAAGGUGGAGCGGUGUGACAUGGACGGACAGAACCGAACCAAGAUCGUGGACAGCAAGAUCGUCUUCCCCCACGGGAUCACCCUGGACCUGGUGACCAAGCUGGUGUACUGGGCAGACGCCUACUUGGACUACAUCGAAGUGGUGGACUACGAGGGCAAACACAGACACGCCAUCAUCCAGGGGCAAUUCAUCGAGCACCUCUACGGGCUGACGGUGUUCGAGAACUACAUGUACGCCACCAACUCGGACAGUGCCAACGAGCAGCAGAAGACCAGCGUGGUCCGGGUCAACCGCUUCAAUAGCACCGACCUGCAGGUGGUGACGAGGGUCGACAAGGGGGGCGCGCUGCAUGUCUAUCACCAGCGUCGGCAGCCGAGUGUACGGAGCCAUGCCUGUGAGCCGGACCAGUUCAACAAGCCCGGGGGCUGCUCGGACAUCUGCCUGCUGGGGAACAGCCACAAGUCCCGGACGUGUCGCUGCCGCUCUGGAUUCAGCCUGGGCAGUGACGGCAAGUCGUGUAAAAAGCCGGAUCAUGAGCUGUUCCUGGUCUACGGGAAGGGGCGUCCGGGGAUAAUCCGGGGCAUGUCCAUGAACGACAAGGUCCCGGACGAGUACAUGAUCCCCAUCGAGAACCUCAUCAAUCCCCGGGCACUGGACUUCCACGCCGAGACCGGCUACAUCUACUUCGCCGACACCACCAGCUACCUCAUCGGCCGGCAGAAGAUAGACGGCACAGACCGGGAGACGAUCCUCAAAUCCGGACUGAACAACGUGGAGGGGCUGGCUGUGGACUGGAUGGCCGACAACCUGUACUGGACGGACGACGGGCCAAAGAAGUCCAUCAGCGUGGCCCGGCUGGAGAAGGCCUCCCAGACCAGGAAGACCCUCAUCGAGGGCAAGAUGACCCACCCGCGGGCCAUCGUCGUCGAUCCCUUGCACGGGUGGAUGUACUGGACGGAUUGGGAGGAGGAUCCAAAGGACACGAAGCGGGGGAAGAUCGAGAGGGCCUGGAUGGACGGCACCCACCGCAACGUCUUCGUCACCUCCAAGACCAUCCUCUGGCCCAACGGCCUCAGCCUGGACGCCCAGAACGAGAUACUGUACUGGUGCGAGGCCUACUACGACAGGAUCGAGAGGAUCUUCCUCAACGGCACAGACAGGAGGGCGGUGUACGAGCGGGGAGAGCUGAGCCACCCUUUCGGAUUCACCCACUACGGCAGCUACCUGUUCUGGACAGAGUACCGCAGCGGGAAGAUCUACCGGUAUGAUCAGGCGGCCAAGGUUGUCACUCUGCUGAGGAGUGAACGCCCCCCAACGUUUGAGAUCCGCAUGUACGAUGCCCAGCAGCAGCAAGGGUCGAACGCCUGUCGUGUCAACAACGGAGGAUGCAGCAGUCUCUGCCUCGCCAACCCAGAGGGCAGGUCAUGUGCCUGUGCUGAGGAUCAGAUCCUGGACACGGACAAUGUUACCUGUAAAGCGAACCCUUCCUACGUGCCUCCCCCACUCUGCCAAGCCGGAGAGUUUGCCUGCAAGAACGGCCGGUGCAUUCAGGAACGCUGGAAGUGUGACGGGGAUAACGACUGUCUGGAUAACAGUGACGAAGUGCCAGAAAUCUGCCACCAACACACCUGCCCGUCUGAUCGGUUCAAGUGCCAGAACAACAGGUGCAUUCCGAUAAGAUGGCUCUGCGACGGGGAUAACGACUGCGGGCACAGUGAGGACGAGUCCAACGCCACGUGUUCAGCACGCACCUGCCCACCCAACCAGUUCUCCUGUGCUAAUGGACGGUGCAUACCCAACUCCUGGACCUGUGACUUGGAUGACGAUUGCGGGGAUCGGUCGGACGAGCCUGCGUCUUGCGCCUAUCCCACCUGCUUCCCAUUGACACAGUUCACCUGCAAUAACGGGCGAUGCAUCAACAUCAACUGGCGCUGUGACGCUGACAACGACUGUGGGGACGGCAGCGAUGAGGCCGGCUGUACGCACUCCUGCUCCAGCGCCCAGUUCAAAUGCAACAGCGGCCGCUGCAUCCCCGGGCACUGGACCUGCGACGCCGACAACGACUGCGGUGAUUACAGCGACGAGACCAAUGCCAACUGCACCAACCAAGCCACCCGCCCCCCCGGAGGUUGUCACGGGGACGAGUUCCAGUGCCAGAUGGACGGCCUAUGCAUCCCCAUGCGCUGGCGGUGUGACGGGGAUACCGAUUGUGUGGACUCCAGCGACGAGCGCAGCUGCGAGGGAGUCACCCACAUGUGCGACCCCAGCAUCAAGUUCGGCUGCAAGGAUUCCGGCCGCUGCAUCAGCAAGACCUGGGUGUGUGAUGGGGAUAACGAUUGUGAGGACAACUCUGACGAGGAGAACUGCGAGGCACUGGUGUGCAAGCCCCCCUCCCACUCCUGCGCCAAGAACACCUCCGUCUGCCUGCCCCCCGAGAAGCUCUGCAACGGGAUCAACGACUGUGCUGACGGCUCAGACGAGGGCGAGCUCUGUGGUGAGUUGCUCCUCAACAACGGAGGCUGCAGCCACAACUGCACGGUGGCCCCCGGGGAGGGCAUCGUCUGCUCCUGCCCCCUGGGCAUGGAGCUGGGCGCGGACAGGAAGGCCUGUCAGAUCCAGAGCUACUGCGCCAAGCACCUCAAGUGCAGCCAGCGCUGCGAGCAGUACAAGACCAUCGUUAAGUGCUCCUGCUACCAGGGCUGGGUCCUACUCCCCGACGGCAAGAGCUGUGCCAGUUCCGACCCAUUCAAACCGUUCAUUAUAUUUUCCAACCGACAUGAGAUUCGUCGCAUCGACCUCCGCAAGGGGGAGUUCAGCGUGCUGGUCCCCGGUCUGAGGAACACCAUCGCUCUGGAUUUCCACCUGAACCAGAGCUCGCUGUACUGGACGGACGUGGUGGAAGACAAGAUUUACAGGGGGAAGCUGUCUGAGGGCGGAGGUAGGUUUAGCGUUGAGGUGGUGGUGCAGUACGGCUGGCCACAUCCCGAGGGCCUUGCCGUGGACUGGAUCGCGGGGAACAUUUACUGGGUGGAGAGCAACUUGGACCAGAUCGAGGUGGCAAAGCUCGACGGCUCGAUGCGCACCACCCUCAUCGCCGGGGACAUCGAACACCCUCGUGCCAUUGCCUUGGAUCCGCGGGACGGGAUACUGUUCUGGACGGACUGGGAUGCAAGUCAACCUCGAAUAGAAGCGGCCUCCAUGAGUGGUGUGGGUCGCCGGUCCAUCCACCGGGAGGUGGGAGCUGGCGGUUGGCCAAACGGGUUGACGGUCGAUUACCUGGAACGGCGGAUCCUCUGGAUUGAUGCUAGGGGAAACGCCAUCUAUUCUGCGCUGUACGACGGCAGCAGGCUGAUCGAAGUUCUGCGGGGCCAUGAGUACCUCUCGCACCCCUUCGCGGUCACCCUGUACGGGGGAGAGGUCUACUGGACGGACUGGCGCACCAACACCCUGGCCAAGGCCAAUAAGUGGACGGGGCACAACGUCACCGUGGUUCAGCGGACCAACACACAACCCUUCGACUUGCAGGUCUACCACCCCUCCAGGCAACCCCAGGCUCCGAACCCAUGUGCGGCCAAUGGAGGGAAGGGACCCUGCUCGCACCUCUGCCUCAUCAACUACAAUGCCACGCCGUCCUGCGCUUGUCCCCACCUGAUGAAGCUGGCCGAGGACAAGAAAACCUGUUUCGAGUUUAAGAAGUUCCUGCUGUACGCCCGUCAUGAGAUCCGGGGCGUGGACAUCGAGAACCCGUACUACAACUUCAUCAUCUCCUUCACUGUGCCCGACAUCGACAACGUAACCGUGGUGGAUUACGAUGCCGCGGAGCACCGCAUCUACUGGUCUGACGUCCGCACCCAGACCAUCAAACGCGCCUUCAUCAACGGCACCGGGGUGGAGACCAUCAUCUCUGCAGACCUGCCCAACGCCAACGGCCUGGCCAUCGACUGGGUCUCCAGGAACCUCUUCUGGACCAGUUACGGGGCGAACAAGAAGCAAAUCAGGGCUCGGCUGGACGGCAGCUUCAAGAACGCAGUGGUUCAGGGGCUGGACAAACCCCACUGCCUGGUCCUGCACCCCCUGCUGGGCAAGCUGUUCUGGACGGACGGAGACACCAUCAACUCUGCCAACAUGGACGGUACCAACAGGACGACUCUGCUUACCAAUCAGAAGAGACCCGUGGGGCUGUCGAUCGACUACAGCGAGGAGAGGCUGUACUGGAUCAGCUCGGAGAACGGGACCAUCAGCCACUGCGCUCUGGACGGCAGCGACCUGGUCGUCAUCGAGAGCAUGCAGGGUCAGCUCACCAAGGCGACAGCGCUGGCCGUCAUGGGUGACCGUCUGUGGUGGGCCGACCAAGGGUCAGAACAGAUGGGGACCUGCUCCAAGGACGGCUCGGACGUGGUGGUCCUGAGGAACAGCACCACCCUGGUCAUGCACAUGAAGGUCUACGACGAGGAGAUCCAGACCGGAAGGAACCCUUGCAGCAAGAAGAACGGGGACUGCUCGCAGCUCUGCCUGCCCAACUCCCCCACCACCAGGUCCUGCAUGUGUACGGCCGGCUACAGCCUGAGGAGCAGUCAGCGAUCCUGCGAAGGAGUGGGGUCGUUCCUGCUCUACUCUGUGCACGAGGGUAUCCGAGGAAUCCCGCUCGACCCCAACGACAAAUCGGAUGCUCUGGUUCCCGUCUCCGGCACCUCGCUGGCCGUUGGCAUCGACUUCCAUGCAGAGAACGACACCAUCUACUGGGUGGACAUGGGGCUCAGCACCAUCAGCAGGGCGAAGCGAGACCAGACCUGGCGGGAAGACGUGGUCACCAACGGCAUCGGCCGCGUUGAAGGCAUCGCUGUCGACUGGAUCGCCGGCAACAUUUACUGGACCGACCAAGGGUUCGACGUCAUCGAGGUGGCGCGCCUGAACGGGUCAUUCCGAUACGUGGUGGUGUCCCAGGGACUGGACAAACCUCGCGCCAUAACGGUCCACCCAAAGAAGGGAUACCUGUUCUGGACGGAGUGGGGUCAGUACCCCCGGAUCGAGAGGGCGCGGCUGGACGGCACGGAACGGUCAGUCCUGGCCAACACCUCCAUCAGCUGGCCCAACGGGAUCUCCAUCGACUACCUGGAAGGGAAGCUGUACUGGUGCGAUGCACGCACAGACAAGAUCGAGCGCAUCGACCUGGAGACGGGCAAGAACAGAGAGGCCAUCCUCUCCAGCAACAACAUGGACAUGUUCGCCGUGUCCGUGUUCGAAGACUACAUCUACUGGAGUGACAGGACCCACGCAAAUGGAUCCAUCAAACGAGGGCCGAAGGAUAACGCGACGGACUGCGUCUCUCUGAGAACAGGGGUUGGUGUGCAGCUGAAAGAUGUGAAAGUGUUCAAUAGAGAGAGACAGAAAGGCACCAACAUCUGCGCCCAGAACAACGGAGGGUGCGAACAGCUGUGCCUGUACCGGGGCAACGGGCAGCGGACUUGUGCCUGUGCGCACGGCAUGCUGUCGGAGGACGGGGCCUCCUGCCGGGACUACGAUGGCUACCUGCUGUACUCGGAGCGCACCAUCCUCAAGAGCAUCCACCUCUCGGACGAGACCAAUCUCAACUCCCCGGUCAAGCCCUUUGAGGACCUGGACUUCAUGAAGAACGUCAUCGCCCUGGCGUUCGACUACGGCCGGGGUCCCAAGGGCGGCAACCGCAUUUUCUUCAGCGACAUCCACUUUGGGAACAUUCAACAGGUCAGCGACGACGGGUCUGGACGGAGGACCAUUGUGGACAACGUGGGGUCCGUGGAAGGUCUGGCGUACCACCGGGCCUGGGAUGCGCUCUACUGGACCAGCUACACCACCUCCACCAUCACCCGACACAGCGUGGACCAGAGCCGCCAGGGCGCCUUCGACCGGGAGACGGUGGUCACCAUGUCGGGGGAGGACCACCCCCGGGCCUUCGUGCUGGACGAGUGCCUCAGCCUGAUGUUUUGGACCAACUGGAAUGAGCAGCACCCCAGCAUCAUGAGGGCCUUCCUCAGCGGCUCCAGUGUGUUUGUCAUCAUCGGGACGGACAUCCGCACCCCCAACGGCCUGGCCAUCGACCACCCCGCCGAGAAGCUCUACUUCUCCGAUGCCACACUGGACAAGAUCGAACGUUGCGAGUACGAUGGCUCCAACAGAAAGGUGAUCCUGAAAUCAGAGCCAGUGCACUCCUUCGGCCUGGCCGUGUACGGCAGCUUCAUCUUCUGGACGGACUGGGUGCGGCGGGCGGUGCUGCGGGCCGACAAGUACACCGGCGGAGACCUCCGCGUCCUGCGAGCCGACAUCCCGCAGCAGCCCAUGGGGAUCGUCGCCGUGGCCAACGACACCAACAACUGCAAGCUGUCACCUUGCAAGCUCUUCAACGGAGGCUGCCAGGAUCUCUGCCUCCUCACGGCCGAGGGCAGGGUCAAGUGUGCCUGUCGUGGUGAUCGGAGACUCAUGAACGACUUCACCUGCAGCGCUCCGAAUUCCAGCUGCAACCUGUACAGCGAGUUUGAGUGCGGGAACGGGGAUUGCGUCAACUACAGUCUGACCUGCGACGGAGUGGCUCACUGCAAGGACCGGUCAGAUGAGAAGCCCUCGUUCUGCAGCAACCGCAAGUGCAGGAAGGGCUACCGGCGGUGUUUGAACGGCCGUUGUGUGCCCGUCGGGAGCUGGUGCAACGGGGUGGACGAGUGCGGUGACGAUUCCGACGAGGCCUUCUGUAACAAGACCUCGUGUGCAGUGGAAGAGUUCAGGUGCAGAGACGGCAGCUGUAUGGGCAACUCGACCAGGUGCAACCAGGUGGUGGACUGUCCCGACGCCUCAGACGAGAUGAACUGCACCACAGUCACGGACUGCGCUCACUACUUCAAGCUGGGUGUGAAGGCCGACUCCUUCCUCAAGUGCCCUGCCACCUCACUCUGCUACCUGCCCGCCUGGAAGUGCGAUGGUUCCAACGACUGUGGGGAUUACUCCGAUGAGCAGGACUGCCCAGAUCCUCGGGGGUCCAAGUGCAAUCCGAACUACUUCGCUUGCCAGAGCGGACGGUGUAUCCCCGCCAGCUGGGUGUGCGACAUGGAACAAGACUGCGAGAAAGGAGAGGACGAGAGCCACUGCAAUAAGUUCUGCCACCACUUUGAAUUUGAAUGCAAGAAUCACCGGUGCAUCACCGAUCGGUGGCAUUGCGAUGGCUCAGAUGAUUGUGGCGAUGGCUCAGAUGAAGAUUCCCGCUGCGAGAUGGCAACCUGCGGACCGGAUCUGAUGAAGUGCCCCGGGUCGCACGUGUGUGUUCCGGCUGCCUGGAAGUGUGACGGCGAUAAGGACUGUCCAGACGGUGCGGACGAGAGCGCGGCUGCCGGCUGUGUCUACAAUGACACGUGCGGCGACGGGGAGUUCAUGUGCCAGAACAGGCGCUGCAUCCCCAAACACUUCAUCUGUGACCACGACAACGACUGUGGCGAUGGCUCCGACGAGUCUCCCGAGUGUGUGUACCCGACCUGCAGCCCCACCGAGUUCCGCUGUGCCAACGGCAGGUGCCUCAUCAACAGCAACUGGGAGUGCGACGGGGAGCUGGACUGUCAUGACCUGUCCGACGAGGCUCCCAGGAACCCACAUUGUGCGGGCUCUGAGAAGAAAUGCAACGAGUCGUUCUUUCUCUGCAACAACGGGAUCUGCGUCAACGAGACUUACCUGUGUGACAACAGCAAUGACUGUGGCGAUGGCUCCGACGAGCUCAACUGCUUCAUCAACGAGUGCCUGAACAGGGAAAUGAACGGCUGCUCCCAGGAGUGCGAGGACUUGAAGAUUGGAUUCAAAUGCAGGUGCCGGGCGGGCUUCAGGUUGAAGGAUGACAGGAAGACCUGUGUGGAUCUGGACGAGUGUUCCACUACUUACCCAUGCAGCCAGUUCUGCUUCAACACGUACGGCAGCUACCGCUGCAGCUGUGCGGAGGGCUACACCCAGCGGAUCCUGGACCCCACCGGCUGCAAAGCAAAUUCAGAUGAAGAAGCCUUCCUGAUAUUUGCGAAUCGGUAUUACUUACGAAAGCUUGACCUCGACGGUUCCAACUAUUCUCUGCUCAAACAGGGCCUCAACAACGCUGUGGCGCUGGACUUCAACUACAGGGAUCAACACGUGUACUGGACUGACGUCACGACGCAGGGCAGCAUGAUCCGCAGAAUGCAUCUGAACGGCAGCAGUGUGGAGGUACUGCACAGGACGGGGCUGAGUAACCCCGACGGCCUGGCUGUGGACUGGGUGGGCGAGAAUCUGUACUGGUGCGACAAGGGCAGGGACACCAUCGAGCUCUCCAAACUCAACGGGGCCUACCGUACCGUGCUGGUCAACACUGGGCUGAGGGAGCCUCGCGCUCUGGCCGUGGACGUCAGGAAUGGCUACCUGUACUGGUCCGACUGGGGAGAGCACCCACACAUCGGGAGGAUCGGCAUGGAAGGCAGCAACCGGAGCCUGGUGGUGGACAGCAAGAUCACCUGGCCCAACGGCCUCACCCUGGACUACGUCAACAACCGCAUCUACUGGGCGGACGCCCGCGAGGACUACAUCCAGUUCGCUGACCUUGACGGGGCUAACAGACACAUCGUCCUGGCCCACGACAUCCCUCACAUCUUCGCCUUGACCCUCUUCGAGGACUUCAUCUACUGGACGGACUGGGAGACCAAGUCUGUCAACCGGGCCCACAAGAGCACGGGCAAGAACAAGACCCUGUUGAUCGGCACCCUGCACCGACCCAUGGACAUCCAGAUCUACCAUCCCUACAGGCAGCCUGAAGUCCCCAACCACCCCUGCAGAAACAAUAACGGGGGCUGCAGCAACCUUUGCCUGCUCUCCCCGGGGGGCGGCUACAAGUGUGCCUGUCCUACCAACUUCUACCUCGCUGCGGACGCCAGAACCUGCCUCUCCAACUGCACCGCGAGUCAGUUUGUCUGCAAGAACGACAAGUGCAUCCCCUUCUGGUGGAAGUGCGACACGGAGGACGACUGCGGUGAUCGUUCAGACGAGCCGGCAGACUGUCCUGAGUUCAAGUGCCGACCCGGACAGUUUCAGUGUGGAACCGGACACUGCACCAACCCGGCCUUCAUCUGUGACGGUGACAAUGAUUGUCAGGACAGCUCGGACGAGGCCAACUGUGAGAUCCACGUCUGCCUGCCCAGCCAGUUCAAGUGCACCACCGCCAACCGCUGCAUCCCCGCCAUCUUCCGCUGCAACGGCCAGGAUAACUGUGGCAACGGCGAGGACGAGAGGGACUGCCCGGAGGUAACCUGUGCGGCGAACCAGUUCCAGUGUGCUACAACCAAGAGGUGCAUCCCCCGGGUGUGGGUCUGUGAUCGGGACAACGAUUGCAUGGACCACUCGGACGAGCCCGCCAACUGCACCCAGAUGACCUGCGGGGUGGACGAGUUCCGCUGCAAGGAUUCCGGCCGCUGCAUCCCGGCUCGCUGGAAAUGCGACGGGGAGGACGACUGCGGCGACGGGUCUGACGAGCCCAAGGAGGAAUGUGACGAGCGGACCUGCGAGCCCUACCAGUUCCGCUGUCGGAACAACCGCUGCGUCCCCGGCCGCUGGCAGUGCGACUACGACAACGACUGUGGAGACAACUCGGACGAGGAGGGCUGCACUCCUCGGGCCUGUUCGGAGAGCGAGUUCGCCUGCGCCAACGGGCGCUGCAUUGCUGGGCGCUGGAAAUGCGACGGGGACCAUGACUGUGCAGACGGUUCUGACGAGAAAGACUGCGUGGUGCGGUGUGAGGCCGACCAGUUCCAGUGUCGCAACGGUCACUGCAUCCCCCACCGCUGGCACUGCGACAGCGACGCCGACUGCAUGGACGCAAGUGACGAAGACAACUGUGGCUCCGUGGUGAGGACCUGCCCGCUGGAUGAAUUCCAGUGCAACAACACGCUCUGCAAACCGCUGGCCUGGAGGUGUGACGGGGAGGACGACUGUGGUGAUAACUCGGAUGAGAAUCAGGCUGAGUGCUUGAAGUUCCAGUGCCCACCGAACAGGCCAUUCCGGUGCAAGAACGACCGGGUGUGUCUCUGGAUCGGUCGCCGGUGUGACGGGGUUGACAACUGUGGGGACCACUCAGACGAGGACAACUGUGAGAAACCCACCACCAAGCCCCAGGCCUGCGAGAAAGGCCAGUUCACCUGUUCCAACGGCAAGUGCAUCAGCCAGCGGUUCGUCUGCAACAGCUGGGAGGACUGUGGGGACGGAGGGACCGACGAGCAGGAGUGUUCGAAGAAUCCGCAGUGCAGGGUGAACAAGGGUAUCUGUGGGGACAAUGCAGAGUGCAAGGAGAACAAGAGGACCUCGUACUGCGUGUGUCGACACGGCUUCCAUUACAACCACGAUCGGCAUCAGUGUGAAGACAACAAUGAGUGCCUGCAGUUCGGGAUGUGCUCGCAGUUCUGCAACAACACCAAGGGCUCUUACCUGUGCACCUGUUCCAAGAACUACCUGAAGGGACACAACCACACCUGUAAGGCAGAAGGCUCGGAGCAGCAGAUCCUGUACAUCGCGGACGACAACGAGAUCCGCAGUCUCUACCCUUUCAACCCCAACUCUGCCUACGAGCAGGCGUUCCAGGGGGACGAGUCGGUGAGGAUCGACGCCAUGGACGCCCACGUCAAGGCCAAUGUCAUCUACUGGACCAAUUGGCACACGGGCAAGAUCUCCUACCGUGACCUCUCCAGCACCUCGUCCAACCGCAACCGGAGGCAGAUGGACACAGGGGUAGUGGAUCUCAAUAUCCCAGGGUUGAAGAUGCCCCGAGGCAUCGCCGUCGACUGGGUGGCGGAGAACAUCUACUGGACAGACUCGGGACGGGACGUCAUCGAGGUGGCCCAGAUCCACGGGGAAAACCGCAAGACACUGAUCUCGGGGAUGAUCGACGAGCCCCACGCCGUGGUCGUGGACCCGCUGCGGGGCACAAUGUAUUGGUCGGAUUGGGGCAACCAUCCCAAGAUCGAGAAGGCUUCGAUGGACGGGACCUUGCGGCAGACCCUUGUGCAGAACAACUUGCAGUGGCCCACAGGACUGGCUGUCGACUUCUUCAACCAGCGGCUGUACUGGGCGGACGCCAAGCUCUCGGUCAUUGGGAGCGUGCGUCUGGACGGCAGUGACCCUGUGGUGGCCAUCGACAGCAAGCAAGGUCUGAGCCACCCGUUCAGCAUCGACAUCUUCGAGGACUACAUCUACGGCGUGACCUACAUCAACAACCGCAUCUUCAAGGUGCACAAGUUCGGCAGGGACCGCACGCAGACCCUCACCUCCGGGCUCAACCACGCCACUGACGUCGUGCUAGUCCACCAGUACAAGCAACAGGACGUGACAAACCCUUGCGACCGGAAAAAGUGCGAAUGGUUGUGUCUGCUCAACCCCACGGGGGCCACCUGUACCUGCCCGAACAGGAGGGUGAUGGUCAACGGGACCUGCGUGGAGACGUCUUCUCCCACCACCUCUCCCAACACCCCCACGGUCAGCUCCUGCACCCUGCGUUGCCUGAACGGCGGCAGCUGCUUCCUGAACGAGCGCAGCCAGCCCAAGUGCAAGUGCCAGCCGCGCUACACCGGGGACAAGUGCGAGACCGACCAGUGCCGCGACUACUGCCAGAACGGUGGGACCUGCACCGCCUCACCCUCAGGAAUGCCGACGUGCCGGUGUCCGAACGGGUACACGGGUCCGGACUGCCGGCAGAGGGUGUGUGACCGGUACUGUCGGAACGGAGCCUCCUGCGUGGUGAACUCAGGGAACCAACCCUACUGUCGGUGUCCGCCUGGGACCGAUGGGGAGAGGUGUCAGUACAGGAGGUGCACCGGCUACUGCCUGAACUCCGGGCAGUGCCGUCUGACGGAGUACGAUAUGAAGGAGUGCGUCUGCCCCCCCAAGUUCGAGGGGAGCCAGUGCGAGAUCGACAAGUGCGAUCGGUGUAAGGGAGGGGAGUGCACAGUCCAAGCCAGCGGUGUUGUCAGCUGCAAUUGCACCAACGGUAAGGUGGCCCCCAGCUGCCUCACCUGCGAGAAUUACUGCAGGAACAACGGAGACUGUCAGAUCGACCAGCGGACCGGCCUGCCCACCUGCCGAUGUGUCACGGGCUGGACCGGACCCCAGUGCGACCUUCAGGAGAGCGAGGCUGCGUUGGCUGGAAAAACCACCUCAGUCAUCAUCCCGAUCGUCGUCCUGCUGUUGCUCCUGGUGCUGCUGGUGAUUGGUGGCGUCUUCUGGUACAGGAGGCGUUCCCGAGGGGCCAAGGGUUUCCAACACCAGCGGAUGACCAACGGGAUGAUGAACGUGGAGAUCGGGAACCCCACCUACAACAUGUACGAGACAGAACCUGACGACGGCGCGGGCGAGCUGCUGGACUCUGACUUCACGUUGGACCCCGACAAGCCGACCAACUUCACCAACCCCGUCUAUGCCACACUGUACAUGGGAGCCCACAGCAGCCACAGCUCACUGACCAGCACUGACGAGAAGAAGGAGCUACUGCCUGCGGCCGGAGGAGACGACCUGGUGGAUCCCCUGGCGUAACCCCCACCACCCACCCCACCACACCACCCUCCCCCCCCCCCCCCAUCCACCACCCACCCACCCACCCUCAAGGCUCGCUCGGAGUCUCGAAGAAGCGCCCCGGUGCCCCGGACUCGGCGGGGAGAAGACGACAGGGUUUGGGAGGUGGGUGGGUGGGGGGGGGAAGAGGGGGAAGGGGGAUUCUCUCUUUAUUUUUGGUUCCGGUCUCCGGUGGGGGUUGGGGGGAAGGAGGGGCGGGGAGGGGGGGGUUGUGGGACCGGGUGUCGAAUGAUGCCAUUGUGGGCAGGUGAAGGACUAAAAUUUUCUACGUGGAAGACAGUAUUAUAUACAUAUUUUUGUUCUUGAGGAGAGGAUACAUCCCUUGCUUCUUGCCUGAGCUCACCCAAUUUCCCCCACCCAACCAACCACCCCCACCCCCCC
Molecule: messenger RNA, 14250 nt
Organism: Pristis pectinata (smalltooth sawfish)
Lineage: Eukaryota; Metazoa; Chordata; Chondrichthyes; Rhinopristiformes; Pristidae
Product: low-density lipoprotein receptor-related protein 1-like
Molecular function (GO): calcium ion binding; protein binding
Source: RefSeq, a predicted model, not a curated record